AGAGGCGCCUCCCUUCUGCCCUGCCUCCCCCAACCCCAGUAUAUAAGAGCUCUGGCACGUGCUCCGGGCUGGCCAGACGCUCGGGGAGCAGCGGGAGGGGGAGGGGGAGGCGGGCAGGAGGCUGCGGGGCCGAGACCGGGAUGGGUCUGACUGCCGCCGCCCGGAGGAGAGCCGAGGGGGACACCUUGAAAUACUUCGUGGAGGAUCCCGGCACCGGGACGCUUUACAAGCGGGGACAGCUUUUGGGACAGACCCAGAACAACCCAAGUGCUCUAGGAAGGAGGGACCAGAGGCUGCUUCUGGCUGACAAGCCCCCUUCUCUGCCUCCCCGCUCCCAGGGAGCAUUUGGACAAUGCUACACAUUUACCGACACGUCCACCAACAGAAUCUAUGCCGUGAAAGUGUUCUCUCAACAGCGAGUCGCAAGGCUGGGGAACCGAGGAAAGGUUCAACGAGAGAUCGAGCUGCACAGCCAGCUUCACCACAGGAACGUUGUGGGGUUCCACCGACAUUUCGCUGACCAGGAGAACAUUUACCUGGUGCUGGAAUACUGCAGUAGGAAGUCCCUGGCCCACAUUCUGAAGAUCCGGAGGACGCUGACGGAGCCAGAGGUGCGGUUUUACCUGAAGCAAAUCACAAGCGGCCUGCAGUACCUCCACCAGCAAGGGAUCAUCCACCGUGACCUCAAACUGAGCAAUGUGUUCAUCACCAAGCGCAUGCAGGUAAAGAUUGGCGACCUGGGCCUGGCAACGCGUGAGGAGCGGGCGUACUGGAGGAGAGGGGUAGUCUGUGGGACCCCCAAUUACCUGGCCCCCGAAGUCAUAGCUAAGAAGGGGCACUCCUUCAAGUCAGACAUUUGGGCCCUGGGCUGCAUCAUGUACACCGCCCUUGCUGGCUUCCCCCCCUUCGAGAUCACACACAAGCAGGAGCUGUUCCAGAGAAUCCAAGAGGGGUGCUACCCGCUUCCUGGCCACCUCUCCCCAGCCGCCUGCAGCCUGAUUGGGAGGCUGCUGGCUCCUGACCCAUCCGGCCGCCCCAGCCUGGAAGAAGUGCUUGGCCACCCCUUCUUCACCCAGCACUUCAUCCCGGCCAGGCUCCCCUCACGUGCUUGUCGUUCUGUCCCCAUUUUCCCUUUUGCCAACCCGCUUGGGAAAUUCUUCCAGAAAACAGCCAUGCUCCUUUUCCGGGGUGCCCCUUGCCAGGGCCCCCAGGCUGUGAGCCCUGCACCCCAAGAACAGGAGGAGACACCGCAGCUGCAAGGAGAGGGGCCUGUUGCCCCUCCCCACUUGGAAGAAGCCAAAGAGGGGAGCACAGACCCCAUGGAGGAGCCCAGCUGCCUUUCCCCCCUCUUGCUCCGGAGAGGCUCCCUGCGCAGCCGGCUGCCCGAAGAUGCUGCCUGGGGCCCCGGUAGAGUGCUGGAGAGUGUAGACCGAAGGCUGUGCCGCUGCUUGCAGAUGGCCCCCCUGGUGGAAGAGCUGCCCGAAGGCCUGCGCAAUGCCCAUCCUGCCCACAUGGCCACCAAGUGGGUGGACUACUCCAAUAAGUAUGGGUUUGGCUACCUGCUAUCCAAUGGCUCAACUGCGGUGCUGCUCCCCGAUGGGACCCACAUGGCCUUUUGCCCCCAGCACCAGCGCAUCUGCUACUGCAGUGAGGUGGAGAAGGCCGUGUCCUUUGGGUGGCGAGAGGUGCCACUUUGCUUGGCCAUGAAGAGGCGUGUCCUUCACUUCUUCACUCAGUACAUGCAGAGGUGGCUGCAGGAGGGGGGCCCACGCCAGACCAGCCCCGCCAGACCAGCGAGGGCCCUUUCCCUCCUGCAUUUUGCAAAAUCCGACAAAGCCCUCCUGAUGCUCUUCAGUGAUGGCACCCUCCAGGUGAAUUUCUACCACGACCGCACCAAGAUUGUGCUCAGCUGCUCGGCCGAAGGAGAGGACCUCUUGACCUUCGUGGACCGCCAGCGUUGCAGCACCACCUUCCUUCUGGGCACCCUGGCACGGCAGGGCUGGACGCUGCCCCUACGCAAACGGGUGCAAUACGCCCUGCACUUGCUGCACUGCCUCUAGCAGCCGCUCCCCUCCCCACCCCCACCCUGGCCCAAUUGGCCAGCCAGGGCCCAGCUCUUCUGGCCAUGACCUCCGCUGGAGGACCUGGGCGUCCUAGAGAAGGCCUUUAUGGCUCACCUUCCUUCCACGGACCCCAGGCGGCACAUGUAGGCCUCCCACAACAACCCUCCUGCGGGGCAGGCCAGCCAAGAGAGGAGCUCUGGCCCCAAUUCCCAGGCAACGUCUGUGGGCAAAAGGGGGGCAGAGCUGGGUCUCCCUCUUCUAUACCAGCAUCUUCCCCCCAAGGGUCUCUGGGUGGGAAUGGUGCCUUAGCCCCCCGGAACAGGCUGGGUGAGGGUGCAGCCCGGUGGUCUCUUCAGCUAUUGUGGGGAGGCUCUGCAAGCACAGUGGGGUGGGGCAGCCCUUGGCCAUCCGGAUCAGCCCUCGUGGCUGCUGGAGGGCAGAGUCCAAAUGGGUGGGAGUGGCUGCUUGGCUGAGAGGGCAGCAGACGGGGUUCAGACAGUCUCAGGUUUGCAGGACUGUGGGGCUACAGAAGGGCAGGAAAGCAGGGGGAUGUGUCAGAGAGAGAAGCAGGUACGUUGGGGGCAAGUGGCAUGGGAGCCCUGCAGAGAGGACAAGGCAAGGCAGGCGCAGGGAGGGAGCGUUUGGGGGGCAGGGCAGCAGAGGCUGCAGGCAGACAGUCUCUGGUGCUUGGCCCAGGGUGGAAAUCCUCAAGGCCAGCUGGCUCCCUUGGGCCAUACGGGAGUUACUUUCUCAGAGUUGGCUUGGAGCAGCCCGUAAGGGGUCCCAUGAGGUAUGGAAGGGGCCCCCUUGGCUGACUGCCAUUAGUGAGGCGAGAGGCAGCUGGGCAGGGCAGGCCCGCCUGAUUCUUUUGAAGUCUCCCAGUCACCCCAGGGGGCCCGAGACAUGUUUCCUUGGCAGUGCCAACAUUAUUAUUUAUUAAAUGCAUGUGUGCCAAAUC
Molecule: messenger RNA, 3021 nt
Organism: Pantherophis guttatus
Lineage: Eukaryota; Metazoa; Chordata; Lepidosauria; Squamata; Colubridae
Product: inactive serine/threonine-protein kinase PLK5-like
Biological process (GO): mitotic spindle organization; protein phosphorylation; regulation of G1/S transition of mitotic cell cycle
Cellular component (GO): cytoplasm; centrosome; kinetochore
Molecular function (GO): protein kinase activity; protein binding; ATP binding
Source: RefSeq, a predicted model, not a curated record